Messenger RNA from Trifolium pratense (red clover), 3563 nucleotides. Its product is annotated as serine/threonine-protein kinase Nek5-like. Gene Ontology annotation, cellular component: cortical microtubule. The coding region runs from base 331 to 3375 and encodes 1014 amino acids. Gene Ontology annotation, biological process: microtubule-based process; protein phosphorylation. The transcript is spliced from 14 exons. The record is from RefSeq and is a predicted model, not a curated record. Lineage: Eukaryota; Viridiplantae; Streptophyta; Magnoliopsida; Fabales; Fabaceae. Gene Ontology annotation, molecular function: protein kinase activity; ATP binding.
AAAACCCACUUCUUCUUCUCCUAGUUCAACUUUAAGUAACUAAAAUAAACCGUAAUCAUCGCAAUUACUGCAUAAGAUAUCACUUUUACCUUAAUAGUAAUAAUUGAUACAAUUAAUUCUUUUAAUUAUAAUUAUUGCCGAGUGUGAACAAACAGUUGAGUAUAACCAAAGCAUGCAAAACAGCAUUAACAAAAACCCAAAACGUUCAUUCAUUUCUCAAACGGUUAUGAAAUUGAAUUGAAUUUUCGUUUACAGUGAAGAAGUUCAAAUUGCUAUUGUUAUACACAUUUUCGUGUUUUGGUGAAUCGAUUUUGCAUUUGCAAAAUUGCAAUGGUUUCUAAGAUGGAUCAGUAUGAGAUCAUGGAACAGAUCGGUCGUGGUGCAUUUGGUGCUGCAAUUCUUGUUAAUCACAAAGUGGAGAAGAAGAGAUAUGUGUUGAAGAAAAUUAGGCUUGCGCGGCAAACGGAACGCUGUAGAAGAUCUGCACAUCAAGAGAUGGCUCUUAUUGCUCGAAUUAAGCACCCUUACAUUGUUGAAUUCAAGGAGGCUUGGGUUGAGAAGGGUUGCUAUGUCUGCAUUGUUACUGGAUACUGUGAAGGUGGAGACAUGGCAGCAUUGAUGAAAAAAUCUAAUGGGGUUUACUUUCCUGAGGAGAAAAUCUGCAAAUGGGUUACUCAAUUACUGUUGGCAGUAGAAUACCUGCAUUCAAAUUUUGUUUUACACCGUGACCUAAAGUGUUCUAACAUCUUUCUUACAAAAGAUCAAGAUGUUCGCCUAGGGGAUUUUGGACUUGCUAAGACACUAAAAGCAGAUGAUUUGACUUCUUCGGUGGUAGGAACUCCCAACUACAUGUGUCCUGAACUGCUUACAGAUAUUCCUUAUGGAUUAAAAUCUGAUAUUUGGUCACUAGGGUGUUGUAUAUAUGAGAUGGCUGCUCACCGCCCUGCUUUCAAAGCUUUUGAUAUGGAUGGAUUGAUAAGCAAGAUAAAUCGAUCCUCUAUUGGUGCUUUGCCUCCCUGUUACUCUCCAUCCUUGAAAACACUGAUAAAAGGCAUGCUGAGGAAAAACCCCGAGCAUCGUCCAUCAGCAUCCGAUAUCUUAAAGCACCCUUAUUUGCAGACUUAUGUUCAUCAAUAUCGUUCGUCUCUCUGUCCUCCAUCAGCCUCUUCUCCUGAAAAGCCAAUUUCUUCUGUCCAUGUUCCUCGGGAAAACAUGGCCGAAAGUGAAAACAGUAAUAGUUGGAGUAGUGAUAAAGGUAGUUUGAUGUCAAGUGAGAGAAACGCUGCAAAAGCAGCACCAAAGGGUGAUAACAAAAUCAACGAGGUAGACCUGACAUCAAUUGACGAUAAUGGGUCUGACCUUCUCAUGCCAGGUGGAAAAGGAAAUAGCUCCAGCAAUGUCAAUGCCAAAACAGAUAAACAGGAGAUUAGGAAGCAAACUCACAUUGAACACCAUUCUAAUGUUGGAUCUAAGCAAGUAAAAGCAGUUAAGAAUGUAAUGAUAGCACCAAAACAUGAAAAGGUUAGAGAGACAAGUACUCCAAUGAGAGGCAGUUUGAUGGAGGCUGGUGGUAUAUCAAUACAGAAAAUCAAUACAGAGACAUUGUCUAAAUUGCCGAAGCCUGAUUUUGGUGUUACUGGAUUGAAGCCUAUUUUAGAGGUGCCAACUAUCGGACCUUCAAAAGCAACACUUAAUUGUAAAAAACGAAUCGAAGGAUCACAUACUACAAAACAUCAGAAGUUACAGGUGAUAGAGUCUACACCAAAAAAUAAACCUAGGCAUAAGUUGUCGCCUUCUUGUCCUAUCAAACAGGUAGUAGCAGAAGCUGUAAUUCCUGCCAAGCCAAAACAAAAGACUCCUCCAAGCCUACUUAAACCACCCUCAUUUCCGAGAUGUAUAAGGCAGGCCGCACAUGAUAUGCGAAAUGCAGCAAAUGAUACAGAACAGAUAAGUCCAAAUAAAAUAGCUCAGGACCUAAAGAUGGGCCAUCAUCAGUUGACUAGGGGCCAUCUAGCACAUGUUUCUAGAGAGCCUUUGAAGGCUUUUGAAAGGAGUACCAAAGGAAUGCAAACAGACAACAGCAUUUCUGUCUCACCUUCCGUCUCUAUUCAAGGAUUCGAAUUUUCUGACUUUGCAACCACUUUUAUUGACUUGAGUGAACCAACACUCCCUGAACAUGGGAGUUUUAAUCACACUGAAAAGGUGGAAUCACUUCCAGAUAGCAGCGAACCUGAUGAAAUUUUUUAUGGUGAAACCUCUCCAUUUACACCAAUUUUUCAGAAUACCAUUACUAGUAGUGAGAAAUUAAGUCCCAGUUUAACUCUGGAUCACUCAGUUCAACAUCCUAAGGUAAUGUAUGCUUCUGGUGACAGCUUUCUCGUAAAUAAAACAACUACAUCUGGUCCCUGUGAGUGUGAUGUUCCCUCUGCCGAAGUGACACAAGAAAUCAAUGACCUUCAAGAUAUUUCUAAGGAAAUGGCUUCAAUUAAAACUUUUAGGCAUCCAUUCCCUAUUUCUGGAGAAAAGUCUGUUUGUGAUGUUAGUCCAGUAAGCUUGCCAAAUAGUAGGCCUGGUAAAGUUAGCCAGUCAAAGUUUAUGUGCGUCUCGACUGGUGACGAGAAAUUCAUGGUGAGGGAAAGAGUCUCAUCAGUGGCUGAAACUGCUCCUCUGAAUAUAUCUACUAAAAUUUCAAGCCAGAAAGUUUUACAAGACGAGAAGAGAAUGAUUUUACAGAAUCCAGCAACAGAAAGGCCAGCUUCUGGCCAUCUUCCCCCAGCUUUUGAUGAUGUCAUCCAUGUUAUACGCCAUAGCAGUUAUCGUAUUGGAAGUGAGCUUCCAGUAAAGGAAUCAACUGAGACGGGAGUUACAAAUGUAGAUGUUGGUAAACUUAUCAACAUUGUAAAGGAUGAUUUAGAAAUGAGAAACGCGGGAACUCCUUUGUCCCUUAAAUCUUCAAAUUGCUCUGAAGUUACUAGCCUUAACUCAAGUACUACUGAUAAUAUGGAAAUCAGAAACUUGAGCUUGAAGUCAAUUUUUUCUAACUAUCCUGGUGUUGAGGAACAUAAUGUGAAAAACCCUGACUCACUAGUUUCAAAACCUGACUCCGCUAAAUAUACCAAAUAUAACCCUCCUACAGCCGAAGCGGAAAUGCCAGAAAAGGAAUUAUUGGAUGUUAAAUCUUCCAAGCAGAGAGCUGAUGCACUUGAAGGGCUGUUAGAAUUGUCUGCAGAUUUGCUGCAGCAAAAUAGAUUGGAGGAACUUGCAGUUGUUUUGAAGCCCUUUGGAAAAGAUAAGGUCUCCCCAAGGGAGACAGCCAUUUGGUUGGCCAAAAGUCUGAAAGGAUUCAUCUUUGAGGAAAGUGGGGGACGUAGUUAAUGAGGUUUAUUCUUGGUAUGUUUUUUUUAUUCUUCUUUUUCCUUUAUUAGUACACAAGUGCCACUUGAAUUAAGAGAACAAACAAGCUUUAUCAUUUCUUCUCAUUUUUUUCCCAUUGUUUCAGUGCCUUUGUGCUACUGUAAAUAAUAACCAUUCAAAUUAAUAGCAUCAACUUACUGUCAAUUGUU